AUGCUACGUUCACCUAAUGGAAGUGACAUCGGGCAGCGACAAGGUGGCUCCCUAACAAAUUUAUCAAGUCGUGGAUUAUAUGUAGAAGAUAACUUAGCUAACACAGCAGAAUCAUUUAUUACUACACGGAAGAGAAAGCAACCAGAAAUAGAUACAGAUAUAAAGCGGGAAAUAGACAUCUUGCAUAAAAAAAUAGAUAAAAUGAUGAAUUUUCUCACAGAAUUCACGAAAAAUCAAAAUGAAAGUAUUAAAAAACUGUCGGAAGACAUACUAUCAAUUAAAGAUCAGAUGAAUAAUAUGCAAGUUACAACUGAAAACCUUGUACAAGAACAAUACUCAAUUAAAACAAAACUAUCAGACCUAACAAAUUCAUCAGAAAACCAAGAUAAAAAGAUUAUUUCUCUUGAAUCUACAAUACAACAACUCCAAGUAACUUCACCACAACAAAGAACAUACGACAGUGAGCAUAUUAUGUCGGAGAUAAGUGAACGCAAAAGUCGCGAAAACAAUAUUAUUUUAAAAGGUGUACCUGAACCACUUCUCAAAUAUCACCGUGAAAGACAAGAUUCUGAUAAGUGUGAAGUUAUAAAUAUCGUCAAAAUGAUUUCCAAAGAUAUACCAGAACCAGUAAAUAUAUAUCGCCUGGGAAAAUAUGAUGCUAAAAAAUGUCGCCCAAUAAAAGCUAUUUUUCAGAAUCACGAUCCCGUUAAAUCUAUAUUACGUUUGAAACGAAAUGUGCAACUUAAUGACAUAAAAAUAUCCUCUGAUUUAACACCAGCACAGCAGGCUUAUUUUAAAAAUGUAAAGAAUCAGUUAGAUCUGCGCAUUAAUAAUGGCGAACAAAAUCUGACCAUAAAGUAUAAAAAUGGUGUACCUAAGAUUGUACAGAAACAUCCAAAAAAGUCCAAUCCAUUAUCUCCAGAGGCGAGGCAAAAAUGC
Brenthis ino (lesser marbled fritillary) is the source of this 939-nucleotide messenger RNA. The record is from the annotation of a GenBank genome assembly. Lineage: Eukaryota; Metazoa; Arthropoda; Insecta; Lepidoptera; Nymphalidae.